This is a messenger RNA of Spizellomyces punctatus DAOM BR117, 1170 nucleotides long. Its product is annotated as ESCRT-III subunit protein SNF7. Gene Ontology annotation, biological process: vesicle budding from membrane; late endosome to vacuole transport via multivesicular body sorting pathway. Gene Ontology annotation, cellular component: multivesicular body; cytoplasmic side of plasma membrane; ESCRT III complex. Lineage: Eukaryota; Fungi; Chytridiomycota; Chytridiomycetes; Spizellomycetales; Spizellomycetaceae. The record is from RefSeq and is a predicted model, not a curated record. The transcript has 3 exons. The coding region runs from base 220 to 906 and encodes 228 amino acids.
UUUCAAACAGUCGCUGCAUCGUUAUUCUUGGCGCGGGCAAUUACUUAUCUUCGAAUCUUUGUUUAAGCUGAGCGCAGUGGACAACCUCUUGUUUACAGCCUGCACAUUGGCUUCUUUAUAUAUAUUCUUGCUCCAAGCAAGCAGUCCGACUCGCUUUCACCCAAUCCUUAGUCACCUGGCGGCUGCGUCUCCAAUCUCGCCCUUCUCUCUGCAUAAGCUAUGAAUCUCUUUAGACGAGCACAAGCUACAAAGACAGCUCCUAAGGAUGCCAUCGUUCGAUUGCGCGAAAGUCUGGAAAUGCUAGAGAAGCGGGAGAAGUACCUGCAGACUAAGAUUGAUAACGAACUCAAGAUUGCGAAAGCAAAUGUAUCGAAAAAUAAGCGGGUGGCUCUCACAGCGUUAAAGCGCAAAAAAGCAUAUGAGGACCAAAUUUCCAAAAUAAUGGGCUCGCGCAUGACACUUGAGCAACAAGUGAUGGCCAUCGAAAAUGCAAACGUUAACCUCGAAACGAUGAAUGCAAUGAAGGCAGGAGCGGACGCAAUGAAGCAAAUUCACGGGCAUCUGGAUAUAAACAAGGUCGAUGCAACCAUGGAUGAUAUACGCGAACAAAUGGACCUGGCUAAUGAGAUCAGCGAAGCGAUCUCGCAACCAGUCAACUUUGGUGUAGAGUUUGAUGAGGAAGAGUUGAAUGAGGAACUCGAGCUGCUAGAACAGGAGGAUUUGGAUGCAAGAUUGCUAGAUACAGCUGGCGUGGGUGUAGAUCUUGGACAGGUGGAGGCCGCACCCGCUGUCCCGAAGAUUGCUGUACCUGCGAUUGCUCAACCCCCGCGUCCAACCAGAGCGCAACCUGUCCAGAGCGAGGAAGAUGCAGAGUUGGAGGAGCUGCGGGCGGCGAUGGCUCUAUAGAUGGGAUCAUUAUUGUGCAGUAUAAGAUUGAUAUGUAUUGAUUAAACAUCAUGGAAUUUGGCAGUGAGUAGUGAGUGUAUCAUCUUGAGGUGGUAACGAUGGUAUAAUAUGCCAUGACAUUGAACAGCUAAAGGCCGAAAACUGAGUUUUGCCCCAUGUUCAGCCACGGUCACGGUCAAGUGUUUUAGUGGAUUAAACGCUAGAAAUUAGAUUCGUAUCAAACUAUUCAACAAGGCUCUACGCUAGUUGUCCUUCUUCAAAUCA